AUGAUCGACCUGUCUUUCCCGUAUCCAUCCAGGGCUGGACUUCCCGUAAAUCCAUCCUAUAUACCAGAUAUAGAUUUGGAGCUGACUGACAGGAUGACGAUUCUCCAGCGGGUCAAGAACGUCUUGGCACAUUACUACCACAGCUACUUCUCCCCUCGUAGUGGUAUUAUUCCGAUCGACCUUUGUGAUGAACUGAAGGUCAAGUAUAAUAUCAGACCAGAAAUCAUCCCCUCUGUUCCUGACUCGAAGGAGAAGCUGGCGCCACCGUGGAAAGCCAUGCGGGAGGAGAUUGGUAAAAAUGAGGCAUUGUGGAACGGACUGCCGAUUGUGGGGAUGCCUUUCCUCUUGGAUCAAGGGGAAAACAUCAACCGUAUCGAAGCUCAAGGAGCUGGCCUGAGGCUGGACAUAACAACCCUUACACAGGAGACUUUGAGUGGAACUAUCCGUAGAGUCAUGGAAGAACCAAGAUUCCGAGAGAAUGCACAACGCAUCUCGAAGAUCAUGCGCGACCUGCAGGGCACCGAGAACCCGAUAGACAACAUGGUUCGCUGGAUCCUACACGUAACCAGGCUCGGCGGCGAGCACCUGCGACCCGCCGUUAUGGAGCUGAACGUGGUUCAGAGGUAUCUUUUAGAUGUUUACCUCCUCAUUGGUGUGGUUGUGGUUGCAAUUUUUGGGGUCAGCGUGUCUGGAUGCCGUUUUGGUUGGAAGUGCCUCUUUGACAAAGGCAAAGAUGGCAAAUAUAAAAAGGAAUAA
Molecule: messenger RNA, 756 nt
Organism: Acanthaster planci (crown-of-thorns starfish)
Lineage: Eukaryota; Metazoa; Echinodermata; Asteroidea; Valvatida; Acanthasteridae
Product: UDP-glucuronosyltransferase 2B31-like
Source: RefSeq, a predicted model, not a curated record